CGUAGCGUUAGCACGUUUGCUGGGAGCUGAACCUGGAUGUCUGCCCGCUGUCUGCUAUCAGCAGCCUCGGAGGAUGCAAGUUCUUCAAGACGACUUCUUCUACCACUCAAAUUCAAGGUUGGGAGCUGAUGGAGGCCUCGAGGAUGAGAGACAACUUUUGUCUGAAGAGCAGAAGUUAUGCAGAGCCCGAGCACGCAAGUUCUCCUUGGAAACCAAGCGACGCAGGAAGGCUCUGGAGCAAAGACGGAAGCAGUGGGACAUGCAGGAGCAACAGCUGAGACAGAACAUCCUACAACAACGCAGACAGCGAGUACAGGAUGCAACAGAGCGCUUCCAAAGAGCCCAUCUACCUCCUUCUCAGAGAUUCAGACUAUCAUUGAGAAGAAAUGUCCCAAAUAUUGAAGAUGCACUCAAUCAGAUUCAAGGCACGUUGAAUUCAUGCAACCGGGAGUCCCCCUUCUUGUCCAGCAACUCUAACUUUAGAAGCUGCACGCCGUCUCCUAAGCCCCCCACAGUUUCUAAAUCGUCCCACCGCCAAGCACUCUCUGCUGUGGAGGCCUAUACUAAACUGCUUCAGGAGAAGAGCAUGACUUGCUUUAAGAACAGUCAACAAGCUGAGAAGACACAAGAGAAGCAACAUGAUCACAGGCCACAGGACAACCACCUGUCUGAUUGCUGUAAUUCUGAAAGCCUUUCAAGUAAGGACAGUCUGGAGAAUGAGGAGACCAGCCACAGCGUAAAAAAUCUACAAUGUUCCUAUUCAUCAUUAUUGCUCGAGAAGCCCCAUCCAGACCGGAGAAAGCAAAGUGAUUCAGCAUCAGACUUAACUUCUCUCUCAGUGAUGAUGCUUCUCGGUGAUGACUUACACGAAUCAGGAAAACUGCAUGAGCCUAAGCCGACAAAACAAGAGGACUCUGAUGGGCCUAACAAUAAGAUGUGCCCUUCUAGAUCAUCCUGGGGCUUCACAUCUUUUGAGCCAACGCCUAAAAGAGAGACCCAGCCUGCUCCACAAAACUGCAACUUAUUAACUCUUUGUGAAAUUAUUAGUGCAGACCCAGAGCACUUUGAGGUAAAUUCCCCACAAAACAGUCCCAAUGACAGCAUCAUUAUUUCAGAUGGAGUUCCUCCCAGCAACGCAGCACUUCAGUCUUCAUGUACGAAAGAAGAGGCUCUGUUGGAUCUCAGGCAGCAGAGGGUCUAUGAUGACAGACAAUUAAAAUAUCCACCAGCUACUGAAGUCCUCUUGCCUGCCAAAAACGGCAACAGCAAAGACAUUUUGUUUGGGGCUUCCCCAAAGCCAAAUAUUUUCUUAAGAGAUAGCACAACAGAUAAUGCCUCGCAAGAAGGAGCUCUUCAGCAGAUGGGAAAAGAAAUCCACUAUCUGUCAUCCCAGAAAGAGCCUAGUGCUUCCAUAAACAACCUGAAUAAGGUUUCGAACUCAGAGCCCAAAACAGAGAAGCCCAUUAAUACAGCAUCUGUGCAACACACGUGCUCGUCUAACAUUCAGUCAGACACUCUUAAGUGCCUUAAGUGUCCUGAGGAGGAAGUACAAAAAUUGCCUGUUUCAGUGGGGACAUCACAUUCAGUACGUGAAGUCAGAUUCAUUAAAGGAAUCCUUAAAAAACCAUCCAAAUAUACGUCAGGAGAUGCUACUUGUGUGUAUGGCUCAGGACAUUUGAUUUUUGCUAAACAAGUAGCUUUAGCAAUCAGAGAUAGUGUUGAGCUGACCAGGGCAAAAACGACGGAUGUGGAGGGCAACAACACCGUCAAAAAGAAGCUGCGUUGGUUUGAUGAGGUAAAUGUGAAGAAAGAGGACAAAAAGCAUGACAUGAUGAAACAGAUGAAAAGCAAGUCUUCCAGUCUUUGUCAGUCAAGUAGCAACUCAGAGGACCACCAGCUAAGUCUCACUACAGUCUCAGGGGCUUCCAGGCCUGGACCCAGCAUGACCCCUCCAGCCUCCACUGGUUAUCACUUUACAAAAGCAUGGGCAGAUGUUGGGGUUCAAGUAAGCCUGCCCCAGGAAGGAGCGGACGAGGUCAAGGUGCCAUGGAGCAGCACCAGGACCGGUGGCCCCAAGGUCCCUCGGAGAGAGCGCUCUGCCAGAGCUGCAGCGGGUCCUGUUUCCUCACGGACUAGAAAGGGCACUAUCAUACGACCUCAAUCUGCCACCGAGGUGAGUCAGAUUGCCAAAACCCAGGGGAAGAUCAUGGCCCCCCGCCCACCUCCCAGGAUGGAAUUGGUGGAAGAAAAGACGCCGCACAUCACUAAGACUCCAUAUGGCAUGGAUCAUACAAGUGUCAACUGUAAACAAGCUCUGGCUGUAGAACAGGCCCUGCACAAGAACAACUCGGAGGGCUUUUUCUCACCUUACACACAUCAUGAAAUCAGAACAGAUAGUACUGUUAUGUACACACCACUGCCACCCUCGUAUACCUGCCCCGUCUCAGAGGGCAACACAAAGCGCGUGCCCAGCUCAGGUCAUCAGGAAACCCAGGGCUGCAGCAGAAGAAGAGGGAUGGUGUACAAUGAAAAAGGCCUCUGUUUAGAUUGCACUCCCACAGAAGAGGAGAUCUCACAGCUCUGGCACGGUGUCUGCAGUGCUUUAGCCACGAAGGAAGCAAAAGCCAAGCUGAGAAGGCAGGCCCAGGAGAUUGGGCGAGCUGUGAGGAAACCCUGCGUGGAGCAGAGCAGAUGGCCUCCUGGCUCAGGGAGCGGAAGGUUUCCUCAGCCCUCUCAGCCAACAAAACAGACCACAGAGCCAGUUGGACCAUUUUCCGGUACUUACAAUACGGCCUUUCCAGAUGAAGGUUUGGAGAGUGCAGCCCAGUUACACCUGGCUGAAGUACAUGCUGAAGGCCUUCUGGAAGAAAGGGAUAUUGUGGCUGCCAUGGAAACAGCCCAAACACAGAGACCUGUACAGCAGCGCAGCCAACAGCAGGGACUCACCACCAUUUCCUUGGAAGAGCAGAAAAUCCUCCUUUCUCUGGACAGACUCAAUCGCCAGCUGUUCUGUGUGCGGGAACGUGUAGGGGGUAAUACUGGCAUGCGUGGCCUUGUACUUAUUGAUGGACCCUCUAUGAGGGAAGUGAAAGUCUCAAGCCAUCACAGGCACCGUGCAUCCUCAGCUAACGCCCACUCUCGAUCCCAGAAGAAACUCUGACUUAAAGCAUGUGUGGUCCACAGUGGUCUUCUCUCCCAUCAGUGCAUUAUCGCUGCCCUGCAUCAUAAUGUAUAACAAACCACUUUAUACCUUGUGAAGUGGGUUCAGUCUGCUUUAAAGCAAAAACUGCACUAGAGUAACUUCAAGACCCAAGAGAUCAGCAGCCAUGGACUGUAGAGACAAUAAAACAUAUCAGCAAAAUUACACCAAACACCGUUUUGAAGAUGAUGGGUUUAAAUUAGUUUUGUACUUUUGCCAUCUGCUUACACAACAGCACACUGUCUCAGAGAACCUUCUUAGCUCUUGUUGAGCCACUUACUAUUAAACAGUCAAAUUCUAUGUGCCUCUUAAAAUUAUACUGACUUCAGUUUGUUUUUAUUUCACAAAUGAAAAAAUGCCCCUCUUAUAUUUUGCAUAUGACCAGAAUUGACUGUAAAAUAUACACUGUAGAUUUGUAUAAGAUUAGUUUUUAUUUUCAAAGGAGUCUUACUCUGUAUUUAUUUUGUAUAGUUAUUUGAUGGAAUCUAC
Chelmon rostratus (copperband butterflyfish) is the source of this 3688-nucleotide messenger RNA. It is a transcript of the gene cep126, whose product is annotated as centrosomal protein 126. Bases 74 to 3160 code for a protein of 1028 amino acids. Lineage: Eukaryota; Metazoa; Chordata; Actinopteri; Chaetodontiformes; Chaetodontidae. Gene Ontology annotation, cellular component: centrosome; midbody; ciliary base. The transcript is spliced from 11 exons. Gene Ontology annotation, biological process: mitotic spindle organization; cytoplasmic microtubule organization; non-motile cilium assembly. The record is from RefSeq and is a predicted model, not a curated record.